AUGACAAUUAAAGUAAACCUCGUAGUAGCUGCUGCUGCUGCUGCUGCCUUGAAGAAAUAUGGAGCCGAUUUGGUCUGUGUAGAUAGCGGGAAUAAGGCGAUCUCACGGUUUGAAGCUACAAAAAGAAUUCAAGGCAUGGAACUCAACAUCAAAAACUCCAUCGAAUGUGGAUUAAGUUUGGCGAUGCAGAUCGUUUCGACGGUCACGUUCACGGGUAUAGCUAAUGUGGACACAGAUUCUCCUUUUCUCCCGAAAGAAGGCUGUCAAACACUACAACCGCAAUCCGGAUUACAGCACUUCAAUUCCAACCAGUUGAACAAAAUCAGCCUCGCCGCCAAAUGGUGCCCUUUGCUUGACUCCUCGUUCGAUAAAGUGACUCUGCUUUGCAAAAGCAUCACGAAAGGGGUUUUCCCCUACGAUUUAUACGAAGAAUACCACCACGUUUCAGAUGCUCACUAUGCUUAUCGCGUUCGUGACUGUUUACAUAAGGAAAUCCUCGUACUGCUGCGAAAAGCCCUAGAAUUACCCGAGGUUUAUAUUGGUGCUAAUAAAUUUAACUCUAAUCCAUACAAUAGGGUUGCCUCAGUGGCAAUGAAGUUUUACAAAGAGAAGUUUAAAAAGCACGAUAAGGAACGGUUUGAGGAGUAUUUGGAGAAGGUGAAGUCAGGAAAGGCGACGUUGCGGCCAGGGCACUGUUGCUGCACGAGAUCACAGUCAUUGAACGACAUGGAUGGGGGAGAGGUAGCCGAGCUUCAGUGGAUGAGGAUGGUGGAUGAUUUGUCAAAGAAGAGGAAAAUGAAGAAUUGUUUGGCAAUUUGCUAUGUUUCGGGUAGUAUGCAUGGGGUUCCAAUGGAGGUUUCGGUGGCGCUUGGGGUUUUGGUUUCGGAACUGAGUGAGGAGCCGUGGAAAGGGAAGCUGAUUACAUUCAGUCAUAACCUGACGCUUCAGAUGGUUUUAGGUGAUGAUUUGAGGUCGAAGACGGAUUUUGUGAAGAGAAAGGAGUGGGGGAUGAACACUGAUUUCCAGAAGGUCUUUGACUUGAUACUGGAAGUGGCUGUGAAUGGGAAAUUAACCGAAGAACAAAUAAUCAAGAGGGUGUUUGUGUUUAGUGACAUGGAGUUUGAUCAGGCGUCGGCGAGAACUUGGGAGACAGAUUACCAGGUGAUUGUGAGGAAGUUUGGGGAGAAGGGGUAUGGGUCGUGUGUGCCGGAGAUUGUGCUUUGGAAUCCGAGGGACUCAAGGGCGACUCCGGUGCCUGGGAACCGGAAGGGAGUGGCGCUAGUGAGCGGAUUUUCGAAGAAUUUGAUGACUGUGUUCUUGGAGGAGAAUGGGGCUUUGAAUCCUGAGGCUGUCAUGGAAAUGGCCAUUUCUGGUGAGGAGUAUAAGAAACUGGUUGUGCUUGAUUGA
Rhododendron vialii is the source of this 1407-nucleotide messenger RNA. RefSeq lists its product as uncharacterized. Lineage: Eukaryota; Viridiplantae; Streptophyta; Magnoliopsida; Ericales; Ericaceae. The record is from RefSeq and is a predicted model, not a curated record. The coding region runs from base 1 to 1407 and encodes 468 amino acids. The transcript is spliced from 3 exons.